AGAGAGAGUCUGUGAGGAGGAAGAAUCGAGAUACUCACAGAAACAGAGGCAAAGCAUGCACUUGUGAGUCAGAGAGUGUGUGUGCGGGUGUGUAUGAGUGUUUGUAAGAGAGAGAGAGAGAGAGAGAGAGGAAGACAGGGAAAGACAUCUGGCUUCACUGAAAGAUAUUGCAUAGAAAUAACAUGCUAGUAAGAAUACCCAAUAAGAAGAGGACGGACAGAGCGUGAGAACACUGAAAUAGAGGAGAGCGGACGCAGAGAACUACGAAUCCUCUUACACAACUGACUGACUGGGUGAAUGAAUGAAUGAGUGAGUGAAUGACCAGGACCAUCACUGGACAAAAAGAGCCCAUCGUGGACAAGAAGAAGAACAGAAUGGUGCUUUGUGACGCAUCUGACAUCUCGUCCUCCAUCUUUCCCGUCCUACACCCUUCCAUCCAUCCUUCUUGGAGACAGGCAGUGAAGUCUUUCCUCCAUUCUCUCGCAUGCAACAGGAGCAUCUGAUGCGAUUGGCUGUGCUUAGAGGGACGAGAUAGCCUGAGACAGCAGCAGAAUCACAGGAACUUUGUGUCCCCAUGUGCGAAAGACAUUAAGAUGUUAUGAAUUGACCACACCACUCUUCCAAAUCCAGAGACUCACCACUAAAUGCACACUAGAAACAACUAAAUACAGGAAAAGAAACACCACUACCUAUGAGUCUGCAUAUCUGUACCACCCUGGGAAAAGUGCUGGAAGCAAGUAAGGUCUGGCAAGACUCCUGAGACACUCUCAGACCUGUCACGUCACCAAAAAGUGGACGCACAAUCUGUCAAGCUCAACACAGACCCCUUAAGGAAUUCUGGUCUUUUAAGGACUGGGAGAACACCUUCCAGAUCUUUCCUAUGCCACACGAGCACCUCCCUGAAAAGACUUAUCAGAACAAAGGUCAGGGAGGUGUAAGUGCAGUCAAUCACGAGAAGCAGCAAGAUCAGGGCAUGGUCAUACCACAACGGGGACCUGAAACAGGAAGAAGGUUGUGACAUUGAAGUGGGUGUAGCUUCUGUUUUUGGCUGGUUGCAUCAGUUCCUUUCUGAAACUCAUAAAGCAACCCAUGAGAAAGUCUACGGACGUUUGGCUAACAGUAUUAAACAACAGCAUUUCUUAGUAAGAUCCUAAGACUCUCUUCAAGGUACUCUGUGUUUAGGUCCUUAUUGUAUUUAUGUCCAAAUAAAUGUGCUGUAACAGUGAAAACACUGAAACAAUUGCCAACAUAUCUUCUGAUCUUGAGUGUGAUGCACUUGUAGUGUUUAGCCAUUUAUUUGUAAGAAAUAAUAUCAUUGAAUAUCCUAUUACAUUGAACUCUCAAUUGUGCAAUAUCAGUGAACAGGGUGUAAGUCAUUGCCUCAAAACUUUGUAAACCACUGGAGCCACAAGCUGCAACUUAUUGUGACAUCUGAAGCAAGACACAGUUGUCUGUUGUCCUUCAGGUCUUUUUAUACUGUGCACUGGCUGGAAGUCUUUGUCCAUCUGUGCCACAUAAAGACUCAGGGUGAAGCAGCCUGUGACCAAGGAGGGACUUUGAGACAGCAAUGGACAAACCCAUCCGUCCUCAUGUCCCCUGCAAUGGCUGAAUGUCCUCCCCCAGUGCACUGAAGACGUUCUCUGCAGGACCGUACACUACACCCAGUUCCUCUAGCCAAGAACACCACACCUAGGAGUGAAUGUCCUGCCUGCGGCGCCAACCUGUGACCAUCCCUAUGGACACCGUCAAGAUCAUCCAGUCGGAGAAGUUCCCUCGGGAGUGUCCGGUCCCCGUGACCCAGCCUCGCUACGCACCACCUCCCCGUGUGGCCUGGGAUGGAGGAGGCGAGGGCGAGGUUAUUGUUAACCAGGCAUGUGGGGACCUGUCCAUGGAGGUCAAUGGGAACACUGUGGUCCCACCCAGACCCCUAGUGUCUCCUCCUGCCCCCAUCCUCCGCCGUGAAGCCAGUUAUCUUGCCCAGCGCAAGGCCAGCACAUCCGACAUCUGCUACCAUCAGUUCCACUACAAGAUGGACGACGUAAUCGUCAACCAGUACGUGCUACGUUCUUCCUCCACCUCUUCCUCCUCCUCCUCCACCUCCUCAGGCCCAGUAAUGCCAUGCGAACCACUGGACUGCCCCACGUGUGGACACACCUACAACUUUGCUGGCAAGCGACCACGUAUCCUGUCCUGUUUGCACUCGGUAUGUGAGGAAUGCCUGCAGAUCUUGUAUGAGUCCUGUCCCAAGUACAAGUUCAUCUCCUGCCCCACUUGCCGCCGCGAGACCGUGCUCUUCACCGACUACGGGCUAGCUGCGCUGGCCAUCAACACCAGCAUCCUCAGCCGGCUGCCGCCCGAUCCGGCGGGGACCGUGCAGUGGGGCAGCGACGGUGACCGCAGCUGCUAUCAGACGGUCCGCCAGUACUGUCAGUCGGCUUGCACUUGCCACAUUGCCAACCCUCUUUCCUCCUGUGGCAUCAUGUAGACCGGAGGGGGCUGAUGACCGGCACAACUCAUCCCAAAAGCUAUCCACAUCUGAAAACCUUGAGCCACACACAUUCACCUUCUCCAAAGGGUCACAGAUGUAUCUGUAUAUUUAAUAGCACAGGAUGCUAUGUGGACUUGAAGUGAAAAGGACACUUGUGUGCAAAGACAGAGAUAUGAAAUAUCAGAGUAAAUGUAUUUUAUGUAUGAACUGAUUUCCCUAUAGCCCUCGAUCUCUUGUUUGGAUGUGUUCGUCAUUGACAUCUCUUUACAUGGGAAUGCCAAGGGAAGUCUAUCUCCCCCCAUACUGGGUAUAAUAAAGACCAAUAAAGAAUUUAAAGUCAAA
Molecule: messenger RNA, 2830 nt
Organism: Megalobrama amblycephala (Wuchang bream)
Lineage: Eukaryota; Metazoa; Chordata; Actinopteri; Cypriniformes; Xenocyprididae
Gene: rnf208
Product: ring finger protein 208
Exons: 2
Coding region: 1700-2485 (261 amino acids)
Biological process (GO): protein ubiquitination
Molecular function (GO): ubiquitin protein ligase activity
Source: RefSeq, a predicted model, not a curated record